Molecule: messenger RNA, 2340 nt
Organism: Hyaloscypha bicolor E
Lineage: Eukaryota; Fungi; Ascomycota; Leotiomycetes; Helotiales; Hyaloscyphaceae
Exons: 3
Coding region: 1-2340 (779 amino acids)
Molecular function (GO): protein binding
Source: RefSeq, a predicted model, not a curated record
AUGGAAGAUCCCCACACAGGCCCAGUCUUACCCGUCUAUAUGAUGCCGCCGACUCCUCUCAACAAGAACUUCUUUGGCCGCGAGUGGGCUUUGAAUGCAAUCAGUGCAGAACUCUGCCCGAGGACUAUUACUAGACUAGCGGAUGGGAAAGCAGUAACGUACCCACUCACGUUUGCAAUCUGCGCUCCUGGUGGAAUGGGCAAGACCCAAGUGGCGAUCCAAUUUGCGCUCACACACCAUAAAGACUUCGACGCAAUUUUCUGGGUCAACGCAGACAGCGUUAAUGAGAUGGCUCAGGGAUUUCAGCGGAUUGCCCUACUUCUUGGUCUCGUUCCAGAAGGCUCCGCAGAUGCGAAUGACCUCCUAUAUACUCGUGAGGCAGUCAAACGCUGGCUCGUGAAUCCACGAGCCCGUGACAGCGACGGUGACAGACGGUCCAGGAAGCGGGUGUCUUGGCUGUUGAUCUACGACGGAGUACAAGACCCAGAUAUUCUCAACGAUUACUGGCCGUAUGAUGGGCCUGGUUCUGUCCUCAUCACCAGCCGCAACCCUUUCUCCUGGACAAAGUCACUGCCACUUAAACCGUUCAAUUCCGACGAAGCUAUUGCUUUUCUGUUAAAGUUAACAGGGAGAGAGAUAUCUGACGUUGAACGAAAAAGUGUGGGUAAUGUCAGCGCACGAUUAGGCGGACUGCCUCUCGCAUUGACCCAGAUGGCUAGUAUCAUGGUCACGAAGCAGCUUAGUUUCAGCCAAUUCCUUGAUUCUUACAACGAGAGAGAAAGCCAACGAGAGCUGUUGCAGUUUCAGACGGAUCUCAAAGGGGGCAGCAGCUACGCACAUACUGUUGCCUCGGUGUGGGCGUUCGAGAACCUCUCACACGGAAAGAAGUUGUUAAAUGUAUUGUCGAUGAUCGAUCCGGACUGUAUCCCAGAGCGGCUGCUUACCACUGCCAUGAAUGCGAUUGACCUUCCUGGCUACCCCACUUCAAUCGAGGAAUACCAGAUUGCAAGAGGGGAGCUUCUUGCUUGUUCCCUUGUAACGGGCAACAAAGAGGAGCAUAAAUUGUUUAUUCAUCGACUCAUUCAAGAUGUUGCGAGAGCGCGGAUGGGGCAUGCAGAGUUCCGACAAACAUUCGUUGCUUGCGUGAAGCUGAUUACAUCCAUUUGGCCGUUCGAGAGCUUUGCGUGGCGUCAUGGCAUCGCACGCUGGCCCAGUUGUGAGGAGCUGUUUCCGCAUAUUACUAGGCUGAAAGAUCUCUUCCCUGCGGUUCUCCCCUCAUCGGGGAGUUCAAAUAACUACCAUUUUGCCAGACUACUUACCGAUGCUGGCUGGUAUCUUCAUGAGCGUGGGAAAUCAAUCGACUCGAACUUGUUCAAUAACAUGGCUCAGUCAAUCUGCGAGUCACUCAAAUUCCGACUUUAUGAGCAGUCUGGUGCCUUCUCUGAUCAUGGCGUCACACACGCUGAGCUGAACUACACACUUGCUGAACUUUACCACAACCGAGGCUGCAUUGCCAGUGACGCCAACGACGCUGUUGAAGCGAUGAAGAACCUCAAGAGCUUCCACGAUAUGAUGCAGAAGGAACUUGACGAGAAGACUCAACGCACUGAUAUGCGACUCGGUCUUGCUUGCAAUGAACUUGGUAAUGCUUACAUGCUCAAGGAAGAUUGGGUAGAAGGCGAAAGAUACUUCCUGAGGUCCAUCGAAUUACUCGAAAAGUUGGACGACUUUGAGCCAAUAUUGAUAUCCCUCCCCUUGGUCAAUCUCGGCUAUGCAUACUGGUUACAAGGUAGAUUGGACGAGGCGGUCGCUGUCCUGGUGCAUGGAGCAAGUGCUCGUGAGGAAAAAUACGGCGACAAUGAUCGAAUCUCAUUUAUCUCAGGACGAUUUUACCAUGCACUUGGAAACGUAACUUACGACCAAGGCUCCAUGGAAGACAGUCUCGGCUACCACCGUAAAGCCCUAAUCCACUACAAGUCUACCCUUGGCAACAUUCACCACCGCACCGCAGCCGUCUUUGUCAAAGUAGCCGAGCAUAACAUUCGUAUUCACCAGUACGAAAUGGCUGUAGCUCUGUUGGACCAGGCGCUAAGGGCAUACUCGAUGUCGAAUAACUACGUACCUGAAAAGGCUCGUGCUUCGUUCAAAAAAUCACACGCACUACGUUCCCUGCGCAUGAUUGACGAGGCAGAUAAAGAGAUUCGCAUGUGCUUCCGAGUAUAUGCUGGGCUUGUCGCGGAGAAGAACGUCUUGACGGGGAAGAAGACGAUUUCGAAGACGAGGGCCGAGGACCUUAUCGAUAAAGACUUCGAUGAUUUAGUGGCAUUUUGGUCUAAAUAA